AUGUCGGCUGGUGGGAACGUUCUACAAUCCAUGCCUACGCCCAAUCCAAGUGAUUCUAACCUCAAUAAACGCCCCAAAUCUCGGAAUUUGGCCAAGUCUUUGAAACUGCUGGAUCUGGGCCAAAAGCGACACAAUGGCCGCUCGGAAGCGAAGGCAAAUGGCGAUGUCGACAGCGCGCGAUAUGAUGCGAGGUACAAAAUUGUUCUGCUGGGCGAGUCUGGUGUGGGCAAGACCUCACUGAUUCGAGCAGCUGUUGGUGAACCCUUCAAUCCCACAAUGAUUUCUACAAUCGGUAUCGACUUUGUAUUGCAAACUUAUAAAGUUGACAACUACCUCAUACAGCUACAGAUUUGGGACACAGCUGGUCAGGAGCGCUAUCGGUCGCUAGCCGCAUCUACCUUUAGAGAUGCAAAGGGAUUCGUGAUUGUCUACGACGUCACCAAUCGUGAAUCCUUCACCAAAAUUCGCAAAGAAUGGCUCAAAAUGGCGGAUGUGCAUGGAGACGAACCCAUUCCAGUUUUCUUUGCUGGGAAUAAAGCCGACUUAGUGCGUUUGAAGGAAGUGCCUACAGAGGAUGCAGAACGCCUUACUCAGCAGCAAUAUGCACAUGGGUUCUUCGAGACGAGUGCAUUGACUGGUGCCAACAUUCAAAACCUUUUCCAAUCCGUGGCCACCACAAUGGUAUCGAUAUGGAGCAUACCUCAGUCUCCCUCGGCACAAAACAACGAUCCGCUCCGUAUAACUGAUCAGCUACCAGGGCGCCGGAGUAAACACAAGGAUAAGAAAAAGAAGCCCACGGUUGUUCAGUGCUGUGCAACUUAA
Molecule: messenger RNA, 822 nt
Organism: Echinococcus granulosus
Lineage: Eukaryota; Metazoa; Platyhelminthes; Cestoda; Cyclophyllidea; Taeniidae
Product: Ras-related protein RABA1b
Exons: 7
Coding region: 1-822 (273 amino acids)
Molecular function (GO): GTPase activity; GTP binding
Source: RefSeq, a predicted model, not a curated record